GCUCCGGGCACGGGGCAGCCUGUAAGAUGGACACAAUGACCUCCUCAAGGAGAAACGCAGGAGGGGUCAGUGUACGAAGGACAGAAUCACACGAUGUUCCAGACAUUAUCAGCCUCUUCAGCACCGGUACAGAAGGUGUUUUUGGAAGGGUUAAUGUCAUGUUCCUUUUAGAAAAAUCAAAUCUUGCUUUGACCCUCUGCAAUGAGAAGAAUGAGGUUAUAGCCCAUGCUGCCUUUCUAGACUAUCCAAAUUGGAAUAUCACUGAUCAGGCUGACUGGGAACCAUUCCUGCGUAAAAACUACACUAACCAUAAGUGCACUCCUUUGAACACACUGUUCAUGCAUCUCUUUGUGGCAAAGGAAGAAUACGCCGCUGGAUGUUCCCGGGAAACUGUGAGGAGAGCUUUCAUCUUACUACCAGAACUGCAGUUUAUCCUUCUCUUCAUACCAGCUGAGGAAAAUUUAGAGCCAGGCAUGAGGGGUGUCUUUGCAGUGAUGCCUCCUGCUCCAGCAUCGGCAGUGGGUAUAAAGUUUACCCUGCUCGUGUGCCCCAGGCACCGGUGCCACCCACGGCUGCACGUGCGCCAGGCGAGGUUGGAAGAUUAUGAUGAUCUCAUGCCAAUCUGGACACAUCAAAGUAAGACUUUGAAAAAGACCUUUGGUGAAUAUCUCCUUGUUGACCUCAUGGAACAUCAAGAUGAAGAAAAUAAGGCAGCUGUUUGUGAGGUUGAUGGUACUGCAGUAGGAUUCAUGAGCUUAUGUUCUCAAGUGAAUGUUUCCUUGUUUCAAGAGUGUUUUGACUUAGGGCCUUUCCAUGGACUCUGUAAACAACAUGCUGAAGAUGUUCUCCAAGUGCCACGGAAGCCAAGCGUUCAAGAAGGUGAAGAUGAAAGCAACCAAACGAGUCAGAAACCAGAGCCUGUUUCGUGUGGGGACUUGGAAUGUGUUCCUGGUCAAGAUGCAGCUGUGCAGGAAGAUGUGGCUAUGACUGUUUCCCCGACUGAGCUGCCAUUGGAUGAUGGCAGCACCACAGAUUCCAAAGCCUCAGAGACAUGUCCCUUUGAGAAUAAGGAGGAAGGAGAUUUUCGUCCACUGUACAGAGGAGCUCCUAAUGCCUUCUGUAUCCGUCUGUUAUGUAUUGAUGAGGCUUAUGAAACCAGGUCACUGGAUUUCUUGCAUUAUGCUUUUGAGGUUUUCCCAGACAGAGACUUCUGUGUCAUCCUGGUGCCCCAUCAUGUACCGGAGUUCCCCCUGCUGCGGAGUUUUGCUCGAGCUGUCCCUUUCUGUACCUGCAGGCUGGGUCGUGAGCUGUACGUGCUGCACCGUGCGGGAUUGCUCACGUCAUUUAAUGUACGAAAGGCAACAACCAAUGACCUACCUGGUGUCAAAACACUUGUUGAAACGCUUAGUUUGAGUGACAGGAUAUGGAACGACUCCAGGAUAUUCACUGAGGCUCGCCGGGACCCCGAUGGGAUGCCAGUACAGGCUUUUGUAGCAGAGGUUCUGGAUCAAAUUGUCGGUGUUUCUGUCAUCAGGGAUGAAAUGGAUAUCGAGUAUGUUCGAUCACAUUACAACAUUGAAGAUUUUAUUCAUUUUAAUUGCUACCAGCAAGAAGAACAUGGACAUCUUUGCCACUUUGUCUUAAAUCCUGUAUUUCAUCGCUAUACAAAACACUUUCUAAAGGAGAUUCUUCGCUUGGCACACAAAUCUGCUCUUUACUAUCCCGUUUAUCCACGGUAUGUGGAAGGCAAGUUCCAGAGCCCCUGUGCCCAUUCCCUGACAUCUGCCCUUCAUUACAUGGCUCCCGUGCGGCCCAGACGACAGAUUGUCUAUCCUCUGCGAGAGCUUGGCGUGAACGCUCCGUCAGAGCGGCUCUGCAAGGAUCAGUUGAGUUACUCUUUGAACCUCACAAAUCGAAAGCUGGUGCUGGAAUCUAAAGUGUCUAUCAACACUAGAAUUGUGGUGAUUGGUGCAUCUGAUGUUGGAAUCUCCUUUCUGGAAACACUGAUUUUUUGGCCGCGUCUGAAGUUUAACAACCUGACCUUGAUUUCAGUUCAUGGCCUUCCAGGAAAGGAUCCACCAGGCUCUAAGCAUAGAAGAUUUUUAAUUCACAGCCACUGUUUUAAUGAUGAAGAUUAUGCACAGAUGUCACUUUGUUCCUGGGUUAACGUUGUAGUUGGCAAAAUGACUGGCAUAAAUCGUGCUGCCAAAUACGUGGUUGUUUCCGAGGAGAAGAAAGUACCGUACGACUACCUGGUCCUGUGCACGGGACAGACCUACCAGGCCCUGGCUCCCACUGGAGCAGAUAUCAAACUCCCAACUGACAGCAAAGUCAUGAGUGAGUGGCCACAGAGAUACACGGGGAAAAUCCCUUCCAAUCACUUCACUCUCAACGAUGAGCAGGAUUGCUUGCAGGCGGCACGCUGGCUGGAGGAAAACCUUGUCAUGUCCAGAGGGAACGUCAUUGUCUAUGGCAAUACAAUUGACAUUUACACCACAGUAGAAACGCUCUUGUCUCUCGGAAUUGCUGGUUCUCGCAUCCACCUCGUGCAGCCCCCGCUCAGCUCGGAUGUCACCUGUGUGAACAACGCCGAGGUGGAGGGCGCAGUGCGGGGGGCCCUGGCGCAGGCGGGCGUGGCCGUGCACGGGGACAGCGUCCUGGCACAGUGGGGCGAGGGCAGCGACCCAGAGCUGAUCACCUGGGCUGCCUUCACCACUGCCACAAACCCGCUGAAACUGCAGUGCUCAGCAUUUUUUAGCUUUGCCUACAAGGCAGUGGAUUAUGAAACCUUUAAGGCAGUCAAUGAUGCUUGCCUUGUUUUUGAUGGAAGGCUCGUGAUUGAUGCCAAGUUCUGCACCAAUGACGUCAGCAUCAGGGCUGCAGGUCCUCUAACAAAGUUCUCCAGGAGAUACUGUAGGGAUGAAUGGACGCACAGCAACUUCAGUUCCAAAGAGGUUGGCUUUGAGCUUGCUGCAUCCAUGCUGAGUCUCUUUGAUCCAGCCCUUCAACCCCAUUCUGAGCCACCAGAAGGCCCAGACAGACUCAUCCCCAUGUACAAAGGAUGUAAAGUUAAAGGAGGUGUUCUUCCUGGAGGUUAUAACUACUUGCACAUCUCCAAACCAGCAAUUCCCAUCCGCUUGGACGUAGAACUUGCCCAGUGUGACCACGGGACAGAGAUAAUAACUGGAGAGGCAGGACAUGGGAACUACUUCAGGAUGCAUUUCAGCAAGUACAACAUGGUGGACAGCAUCACCUGCUUUUCCAAGGAGCCCAUUCCUGUCUCCAACUACCUGUGCUUGUACGGACAGCACGAGCGCCUGCUGAACGACCUGUACUAUCGCUGGAGGAAUGGGCAGAUCACAGACCUUUACAGCUACUUCAGGGAACCUUGGUCCAUGGCCAUCUAUCACGAUCGGUUUAUUGAUCUCCAGAAGGAACUGCGCCAAAUCCUGAUCUCAGAACAGGUGCCAGGGCAGCCCCCCACCGCUGAGCACAGCCCCGGCCCGCCCGCCCUGCUGGAGCCCAUCCUGCGCUUCCUGCGCCGCCACCGCGCCCACCUGCCCAUGUACGCCCCGACCGACACCUACGGACCCCUGCGGACCCAGCCUGCGGCAGGCACUGAGGGACCGAAGCCGGGCAGAGCUGGGCACGGGGCAUCGGCGGUGCUGGUGUGGGGAGCUGCGACCCCUCCUCGGAACACGCCCUGACACGGUAACUGGGACGAUAUUCCCAACAGCCAGGGCCGGGUAAAUCUCCUGUUCCUCUUAGGAAAAAAAUGGCUCUUUUUGGCACUAAUAAAGCUCCCUUGCAGCUC
This is a messenger RNA of Empidonax traillii (willow flycatcher), 3814 nucleotides long. RefSeq names its product cilia and flagella associated protein 61 (gene CFAP61). The record is from RefSeq and is a predicted model, not a curated record. The transcript has 27 exons. The coding region runs from base 27 to 3707 and encodes 1226 amino acids. NCBI's taxonomy places the organism in Eukaryota, Metazoa, Chordata, Aves, Passeriformes, Tyrannidae.